UGGGGGCGGCGCGGAGGGCGCGGAGAUUACUCCGGCGCCACGGGGGACGCCCAGGGCCCCGAGGCCCCGGGAGGUCCCCACGCGAGACCGCGAGCGAUGACAACGGGCAGUCACCUGAGGUGGAAUAAAAAGGAGUCGGUCUCCCGUGCGCCGCCGUCCCCCGCGUCCCCGGCGGCCCGGCCCGAGGCUCCCAGCGGCCUCCCUCGCCCGCGGUGGCCUGCGGCGACGUCCCCCCCCUCCCGCCUCCAACUCCGCGCGCAAGUGCGAGGCUGCCCGCCGCGCGGCGCACGCUCGGGACGCUCCCGGCUUCCGCGCAAAACUUCCAUCCAGUCCUCGUGAAGUUGUCGCUCCCGGAGAGAGAGAGAGAGGGGACAGAGCUUCAGGCCGAGCUGGGGAGCGACGGCGGCGGCGGCUGGGCGCGCGCUCUCUCCUUUUCUUCUGCUUCGCCGCCCUGUCGUCAGGGCCGAGUUUUGGCUCCACUCCUUUCCUCCUCCCCCUCGGAGCCGGCUUCUCCCCCCGCCCCGUUUCUCCCCCACUUGUGUACGCUGUUUGUUGGGGGGUGGCCGAAGGGGAUGUCCUGUUUUCACCAGAGGCACAGCGCGAAGGGAAUACUCCGACACUGGAAGGAGCGAGAAUAAGUACUUGAGUACGGACGCUCGCAUCCGCGGCUGGGAUAGACGCUCGAACCUCGGGAUCCCGAGGCGGUCUGGGCGUCGGGAGAUAGUCCAUUUUAAAUUAAAGGAAGCUGCUUCUACUUGGGAGUGGCAAGAGAAGUGAGAAAACCACAUGGAAGACUCCCAGGAUUUAAAUGAACAAUCAGUAAAGAAAACGUGCACAGAAUCAGAUGUUUCAGAACCUCAGAAUUCCAGGUCUAUGGAAAUGCAGGACCUGGCAAGUCCUCAUACUCUUGUUGGAGGCAGUGAUGCUCCUGGUGGCUCCAAACUGGAUAAAUCUAACCUCAGCAGUACAUCAGUGACUACAAAUGGUACAGGAGGGGACAACAUGACUGUUUUAAAUACAGCAGACUGGUUACUGAGUUGCAGCACCCCCUCCUCUGCAACAAUGUCUCUUCUUGCAGUCAAAACAGAGCCCUUGAACAGCAGUGAAACCACAACCACGACUGGAGAUGGAGCGCUUGACACUUUUACUGGGUCAGUAAUAACAAGUAGUGGCUACAGCCCCAGAUCAGCGCAUCAGUAUUCCCCACAGCUAUAUCCUUCCAAGCCCUAUCCACACAUUCUUUCUACACCAGCAGCUCAAACAAUGUCUGCCUAUGCAGGCCAGACUCAGUAUUCGGGGAUGCAGCAGCCAGCCGUCUACACAGCCUACACACAGACAGGACAGCCCUACAGCCUUCCCACUUACGAUUUGGGUGUGAUGUUGCCAGCAAUCAAGACAGAGAGUGGACUUUCCCAAACUCAGUCCCCAUUACAGAGUGGCUGCCUCAGUUACAGCCCAGGGUUUUCCACGCCACAGCCAGGCCAGACACCUUAUUCUUACCAAAUGCCAGGUUCUAGUUUUGCACCAUCAUCUACUAUUUAUGCAAAUAAUUCAGUUUCCAAUUCAACGAAUUUCAGUGGUUCACAACAGGAUUAUCCAUCCUACACAGCCUUUGGCCAAAACCAGUAUGCACAGUAUUACUCAGCAUCAACGUACGGAGCAUAUAUGACUUCUAAUAACACAGCCGAUGGCACGUCAUCAUCAACCUCGACCUAUCAGUUGCAGGAAUCUCUCCCAGGACUGACUAGCCAACCAGGUACAGAUCUUCACCCAGGAGAGUUUGAUACCGUGCAGAGCCCCUCCACACCUAUCAAAGAUCUUGAUGAGAGAACAUGUAGGAGUUCCGGGUCAAAGUCCCGAGGAAGAGGCCGGAAAAACAAUCCCUCCCCACCUCCAGAUAGUGACCUGGAGCGUGUGUUUGUCUGGGAUUUGGAUGAAACUAUCAUUGUUUUUCACUCACUGCUCACAGGGUCUUACGCACAGAAGUAUGGCAAGGAUCCCCCUAUGGCUGUAACCCUUGGACUUCGAAUGGAGGAAAUGAUUUUCAAUCUUGCUGAUACACAUCUGUUUUUUAACGAUUUAGAGGAGUGUGAUCAAGUUCAUAUAGAUGAUGUUUCCUCUGAUGAUAAUGGGCAGGACUUAAGUACCUACAGUUUUGCAACUGAUGGCUUCCAUGCAGCUGCAAGUAGUGCAAACCUUUGUUUGCCAACAGGUGUGAGAGGAGGGGUUGACUGGAUGAGGAAAUUGGCUUUUCGUUACAGAAGAGUAAAGGAAUUAUAUAACACCUACAAGAACAAUGUCGGAGGACUCCUUGGCCCUGCCAAGAGAGAUGCAUGGCUGCAGUUAAGGGCCGAGAUUGAAGGGCUGACAGAUUCCUGGCUAACAAAUGCACUUAAGUCUUUAUCAAUAAUUAGUACUAGGAGCAACUGCGUAAAUGUCUUGGUGACGACAACCCAACUGAUCCCAGCACUUGCGAAGGUUCUCCUCUAUAGUUUAGGAGGUGCUUUCCCCAUUGAGAAUAUUUACAGUGCAACUAAAAUAGGAAAAGAAAGUUGCUUUGAACGAAUAAUGCAAAGGUUUGGCAGAAAAGUAGUAUAUGUUGUAAUUGGGGAUGGUGUAGAAGAAGAACAGGCAGCAAAAAAGCACAACAUGCCCUUUUGGAGGAUAUCAAGUCACUCAGACCUCUUGGCUCUACAUCAAGCACUGGAAUUAGAAUAUUUGUAACUGUGUUCUCUAGCUGGAAGAUCUGGUUAUAUAUAUAUAUAUAUAUAUAUAUAUAUAUAUAUCUCAAGUACACUGAAUUUUUAUGUGUGAUUCAAUGCCUCUGGCUUUACACAUAUAAAUUGUCUUAAAGGAUGAAAUCAUAUUUGGAAUGAAAAUUCCAGAAUGAAGAAUUCAGAUUGCUGAAUGGAAUUAAACUUUAGUGCUACAGAAGGGAAACUCUAUGGUCUUAUAUUUACAACACUUUAAUUGUUUUUUAAAAAAUUCUGUGGAGGUUGCUGGUACACACCGAAUGAGUCCUAACUGGAAUUAACAGCUUUAGCAAAGAAUUCUUACCCUGGCAAAGCAGCAACACACAUACUCCGUCUGACAAGGUGGUCAACAACAUUCCUCAAAAUGGGAGAUCUUCUCAGCUCUGAGGUUUGAAUCUGACUUUAGCCUACCUAGCCCAGAAAAUCUGAAUUGGAAUGCACUCAGACUGUAUAAGGACAGUCCUAUCUAGACCUGUAAUUUGUGUAAAUUAUUGAUGAAAAUAAUUUACUGUGACUUUAUUAGCAGCUGACUUUGAAAGUGGAUGGAUGCAAUUUUUCUUUCAUUUGUUGGGGAGGGGCGAGGGAGGGUACAUGGGAAUAUAAUAUUGUCUCUUUUUUUAAGUUUGGCAAACAGAAUGUUCAUACUGAUGUGUUGUGCCUUAAAGACAAGACAGCAUUUGUGUGUUACAAUGUAACUUUGGUUAAAAUCUCUGUAGAUAAUGAAACACAAAAACCUUUGUGAUAAUUCUUAACAUGACCAAAUUUAAAAUUCAAGCUAUCAAAGCUUAACGUUGCAUCAACAAGAAACUGAGUAUUUGUUGCAAUAAGAAAACAAUAAUAAUAAAGGAAAGCUUGUGUUUUAUUUGGGUUCUUAAUAAUUCCAGUUAUUAUAUGAGGCAACUAUUUAUGCAUCCAACCACAGGCAAAAGGUUUGGGAAAGACUGUGGGACCCUUACUUAGAAAGUGAAAUGUAUGUCUCAAGUACCCUUUCUACAGUUUUACUGAGAAAACUAAGAGCCGUAUUCACAACGACUUGUACAGUUUUCAGUUUGAGAAAUAUCAGUGUGUGUAAGUUGCAUAAGGAAAAUAUCAUGCAAAUCGUAAGCAAUUAUUACUCAAAACAUUUUUAGAAUUUGCUGUGGACAUGGCUUAAAAUAAAGUUAAGUUUAUUCCCAGUGUCAUUGUGAAAAUGAAAUGUCACCAGUAAUGGAAGGCAGAUGCCCCAGAUGUCUUCUAAGCAAAGUGAGUAUAUGAAAAUUUUACAUAGAAUAUCAUCAUAAAUUAAAUUAGUAAAUGAGCUGGAUCCUGACAGCAUUACCAAAAUCACAACAGUAAAAUAGUACCUGGUUCUCUGUCUUAACACAUCAGUCCAGGUUCUAUCCAUUACAGACAUGGAUACAUUAAUUUCUGCCUGUACUGGUACUGCACAGUGGAAUACAUUCAUUGAAAGGAGAGCCUGUCAUCGUUGUGUUUGCAUGGAUUUUUUUUUUUUUCUUGGUGUGUAGCCCAUAUUGGGAACAUGAUACAGGUUCUCCUGUAAUUUUCUAUGACAUGAUUUCCCUUGUGGAAAUUUAAGACUUUAAGAUCUGGAGUAUUUAAAUGGUGUCUACACCUGAAAUUCUAUGUUUAAAAUGUCGUAAUGUGGAUCCUGGAGUUCUGCUACUAGUCAAAGCCCCUAACCAGAGGCUGUUUCAUGAUAAUUCAUCAACUGAGGCUUCUGUAACUUCAAUAAGGUCAGAGCUUUGCUCACAGAUCACAGCAUUCACUAUGGAAAUAUGAUUGCAUUUCUUCAGUCUAGAAACCUGUAUUUCUUUCCUGAAUGCUAAGACCAUGUUUACAUUGGGCAGAAAGAUAUCAAGAUCCCAAUUUUGUGUAAGAUUGUGAUUUCAUCACAUAAACCUUAAACUUAUUCUUAAAACUUAGUAGCUUUAGGUUACUUCUGGCCCAAGUAUUGUUGCAGGCAAAUUACGGUUGGAAUUAUUUUAAUGAUAAUAAUAAGGAUAAUAAUAAUAAUAAUAAUAAUAAAUCUUAUACCCCUGUUGGCCUUUAGCUUGAAAAUAGCAGUAUAAAAAAUUAAAGUUACAUUGAUUAUCAAAACAUAAUUAUUUUGUGCACUAAAACCUUAAAUAUUUAUUACUGUGAAUAAAACAAAAUUAUCUUUACUGUAUAUCCAGUUUGUUUAAAUGAUAGAAUUGUGGCAUUACAUGUAAAUUUUAAACUCUUUUUUAUAUCAAACAAGCAAAGCUUCUUAUGCUGCUAAAUCUGCAGAUGCAAAAGAAAUACCCCUUUAAAGGACGAAGAGGAGCUGGCUGAUUGGAUCACCCAGUGCUAUUUCUCACACACAUCUUUUCUUCAGAAUAUGUGUUCAAAAGAGGCUGCCGGCAUAAAACCUAAAUGCUAGGUUGAUGAAGAACAGCUUGUCUGGCACAACGGUGGUGCAGGUUAACAAGCUAACAUCAUAGCUUGGUCAUGGGGCUUUGAGCAUGCUCAAACUAGAACUCUUCCCUUCUCACCUUAGGAGCAGAAAAUCCUUAAACAAACAAACAAUCAAAAAACCAGCCUCCUUGGCAAUUCCCACAUUCUAUUUACAUACAGAAUAUUGUGCCUUGUAAAGCGUUGGGAAAAUGUUCUGUAAUUAAAAUGGGUUUUUGGCUACUACAUAUGCAAACUUGGUGUUAUUGUAUGUUUUACUAGGGAAGAUAACCACCUUGUGCUGCACCUUGAAAAUAUCAAGACCAUGUCAUUUCAAUAACAAAAUAGGUGGCCUGGCUACAGUAUCAUAGCAUACGGUUAAUACACUGUACCUCUGCAAAAAUUUGUAAAUCAAAUUCAGAGGCAAAAAAAUAUUUUAGAAUUAUGCAGUUUGAGCACAAAAAGUAGGUAAUAAACAUCUCUUAAAAUGAUUUUUCCUUAGUCUUUGGUAAGCUAAGAUUCAAAGUAGUGUCAACAGCAUGCUUCAGUAUGAAGUUGUUUUUUUAAAGCACAUUCAUUGAUGACAAGCCUAAAAUCUCAGUGAAUAUGGCAUUUAGUAUUUCUUUUAAGAACAAACAUAAGCAUUAUGAGCCAAAGUUGCAUUUUGACUCCCAACUAUGGUAGCAUUAUGGAAAUCUCACAGUCAAAAGUCAAGGGUUUCUGUUAUGUAUUAGUAAAGUAUAGAUUAUUGGGGCCUACAUAAUUUAAAGAAAUGUAAAUUAAUAUUAAAAGCUUGUAAAAAUAUGUACAUCUUUACUAUUUCUCAAUAAAUACCUUUGCAAAUGUUUUCAUUUUCUUCACCCUCCCAUGUUGUAGAGUUUUUGUGUGUGUAUUUAGCUUGAUUGUAAAUCAUGUGAAAUUUGUAUUUCGGUUUCUUGAUAUAUUCUCAUCUUCCCUU
Cynocephalus volans (Philippine flying lemur) is the source of this 6123-nucleotide messenger RNA. It is a transcript of the gene EYA4, whose product is annotated as EYA transcriptional coactivator and phosphatase 4. Lineage: Eukaryota; Metazoa; Chordata; Mammalia; Dermoptera; Cynocephalidae. Bases 787 to 2724 code for a protein of 645 amino acids. The record is from RefSeq and is a predicted model, not a curated record. Gene Ontology annotation, molecular function: protein tyrosine phosphatase activity. Gene Ontology annotation, cellular component: nucleus. The transcript has 20 exons. Gene Ontology annotation, biological process: cell differentiation; negative regulation of extrinsic apoptotic signaling pathway in absence of ligand; multicellular organism development.